AUGGUAACCUUCGGAGUAGUCUUCGUGGAGUUGCUACAGGACGAAUGCCCUUCAUGCUUUAGCCUUACCCUUCACAAAGCACUUGACCAAGGAAUUGCGGCAGCGAGCUGUGGCGUCCCGCAGCCCAACGAUCGGACACUAUCUCCGACGCCAGGCUGUUACAACUUCAAUACCAUGUCCACUUCGGGCGACAACGGCGCUCUCAGUGAUGAGCGAGAUGGUGGCGAUUUCUCACGUCCUCCAACGACCAUGCUUAUUCGUUCUUCGCCCCUCCCCGAAACAGCACAAUCGCCGACAAAUUUGGACGAGAACAGUCGUGUUGGGCAAAUUCAACCAACUUCAGCUAAAGCGCGGUUAGCAUUUGAAGUUUCGGAACGAUUCUCUCAUUCGCUAGCAGCUAUGCUGAGGCCGAAAGGAACGUAUGUUGGUCCCGUGCAUCCGGAAACAUAUGAACGCCUGAAAAGCCCUGACACAUCAUUAUCAACC
Molecule: messenger RNA, 486 nt
Organism: Gongylonema pulchrum
Lineage: Eukaryota; Metazoa; Nematoda; Chromadorea; Rhabditida; Gongylonematidae
Source: the annotation of a GenBank genome assembly